Hyla sarda is the source of this 3219-nucleotide messenger RNA. RefSeq names its product CTD small phosphatase 2 (gene CTDSP2). The record is from RefSeq and is a predicted model, not a curated record. Lineage: Eukaryota; Metazoa; Chordata; Amphibia; Anura; Hylidae. The coding region runs from base 485 to 1300 and encodes 271 amino acids. The transcript is spliced from 8 exons. Gene Ontology annotation, molecular function: RNA polymerase II CTD heptapeptide repeat phosphatase activity.
UCAAGGCUCCCCGCUCACGCAGCCCUGCUCUAGGAAAACAAAGCUUAAUUUCCACGAAAUCUUUUCUUUCCCCCUUCUCUGACGACCAUCGCUUUUUAUUUUCGGCCAAGUUACGUUCCCGGGGUGCAGCUCCAAAGGGGAUCGCAGUGCAGAAGGGGCAGAUCCGGGCAGGUUGUUUAUCUAUAGUAUUGGGGGGACCUUGAAACAGCCGAUGUCCUAUUUCCUCUGUUGUUUUGCUUCUCUUAGUCUGGAUUCUCCAUGUUGAACCAAUUCUGAUAUUUGGGCUGGGACCUGCCUGUGUAUGUAUGCGCUAUAUGUUAUGUGCACCAUCGUCUCCCCGGCUGCACGAUCUGACCCUGAGCUCGGUAAGCACGAUACGGUUGUAUAGUCCGGGAUUUGCAGGGGAGAUCGCUGGGGUGGAGGAGAAGAUCUGCAGAUCAGAUCUGGGAAGACAAGAUCAGCACUGGAUCCCUGCAAGUAUUAGAUGGAAAGCAGCUGUAUCAUCACCCAAGUGCAGCGAGAAGAGCCUCUGGUGCAUCCAAAACAAGGGCUAGUCUCCAGGUCCUCGCCAAAGAAGCCUAGAAGUCGGAGCAUAUUUAAGGCACUUUUCUGUUGCCUCAGUGCACAGAAUGUCAAUCGACAAGGAGGCACCGGUGAACCUCCCACCCAAAAGGAGGAUACCCAAACUACCCCAAAGUCGGAGUUACUUCAGUGUCUUCAGUAUCAGUUUUACCAGAUUCCAGGUACCUCAUUACUCCCUGAGGUAGUGCCGAAAGAUAAAGGAAAAAUAUGCAUGGUGAUAGACUUAGACGAAACGCUGGUUCAUAGCUCUUUUAAGCCAAUCAACAAUGCAGAUUUUAUCGUUCCCGUAGAGAUUGAGGGGACCACUCAUCAGGUGUAUGUUCUCAAGAGGCCUUAUGUGGAUGAAUUUCUGGAAAGAAUGGGAGAGCUCUAUGAAUGUGUACUAUUUACUGCUAGCCUUGCCAAGUAUGCCGAUCCAGUGACUGAUCUUCUGGACAAGGAAGGAGUCUUCCGUUCCCGUCUCUUCAGGGAAGCCUGUGUAUUCCACCAGGGCUGCUAUGUCAAAGACUUGAGCCGUCUGGGGAGGGACCUGAAGAAGACGAUCAUUCUAGACAACUCUCCAGCAUCUUACAUCUUCCAUCCAGAAAAUGCUGUACCGGUGCAGUCGUGGUUUGAUGACAUGGGAGACACAGAACUUUUAAGCCUCAUCCCAAUCUUUGAGGAGCUCAGUUACUCUGAGGACAUUUACGCAAGUCUUGGACAGCUAAGGGCACCUUAAGACUCUUUGGUCUUGACUUUGUUUUUUCAGGGGACUUUUUAUAUAUCAAAUAUUCUUUUAUUUUUGUCUUUCCAAACUUCUCACUCGCUGUGCCUUUGGCCUCAGAGGAAGAGGAACAAAAACUGAUAUUCAUAAGCAGAAUAAGAAUUUCAAGGGGAAAUUCCUCUGCCCUUAGCAAGCAAACUGGCUAUGGCUUUCACUCCUAAUGGCUUGCAUGUCUAGCGGCAUGUAAGCAGUGAAUGCAGGGAUCUAUUAGUGCCAUCAAUUUGGUGCACUAGUAGAAGACAGUGUCCUUUUUUAUAAUGGUACCGUGUACCUAUGGUUUUCGGUUCUCUACUACUGUUUAGCUUUCAUAUAAUAUAAUAUGUCAGGCUGUAACAUGAAUGAGGAAGGUGCAAUGCCAAGAUGCUGAUAACUGAAAGGGCACACACAGGUACUUUAGAAAGUUCAAUAACUUAACACUCGCUAAGGAUCAGGCUGCUUAAAUGGGACACCUACAUCACUUUUUUUUCACAGAUUCCUUAAUUCUCCACUUGCCAAUGUCUGGCCAUAUGCAUAUUUUUAACUGAAUGCACUUGCCUUGGUUACUGUUGGCACUCACUGGCAUUUGUUGCCCUUUGCAGUCAGUCGUGUCUUUUUGGAAACCUGCUUUACUGUCAUGAUGCCAUCACAAAAGAUUAUUUUUCUUGUCUCGCUAGAAAUGGAUCUAUAUGGUAUUUAUAUUAUAGUUCAAGAUAAAGGCUUUACUGUCCAGGUGCUGACAGCACACCCCUGCUUAAUGGUAAUGCCAGUGAUGUACAGGGUAUUGUUAUUACGAAGACAUGUAUGGCAAAAACACUGUGCAGAUGGUGUAAACAUAGGGCUACUUAUCACUAGUUACACUGUCAUAUUAACACCUUCUGUUUUUCACCCCGCAUUUACUUGGUGGAACAAAAAAAAAAUCUCAAAGCCAAAGGAAUUUUUAGUGAUUGAUGUUUUUAGCCACUGAGAUUAUAUGUAAUAUUUUUUUUCUAAUAUCUGACUUGAAUCAAAGAUGUUUAUCCGUCUGCUGCAACGGUGGAUGGGCGAGGGACUGGUCUGAAUAGCUUUACUGUUUGAUCUCUCUUGAUGGCUCGGUAGUAGUUUUUAUCGAGCCUGUGGACAGUGGUGCUUGGGAACUUAGACCUGUUAUUGACCAUACACUACAGAGCCGAUGCCUUACUAUAGCAAAGGGUAUGAGAACCAUUCUCCCCUUUUAUUUAUAAUUCCAUUGGCACCUGCCCAGCUAUAAGAGGGCUAUGGCCUUACAAUGCCAGUAUUUGGUCACUGAGCAGGGACUUUCCUGAUAGGUAAUGAAUGGAAAACCAUGCAGUGCCUUUUUUGGCUAUUUUAAACAUAUUUUACAAGCCUGUAGAUAAAGAGCUAUUUUUUACUCUUUAUAACACUCAUUGUUUCUGAAUUUGGGAUAUGUAGCUUUCAUCUUCAGACCUUCUUUUUUCAUGCUGCCUCUCAGGUAGUGAGUCUGCAAGAUUCUGUAAGACUGUUACAAAGUAGACCUCAGGGGAAACACUCCUUCUAAAAUAUAAAUCACAGAACGUGGCUGAUCCACCGCUGAGUCAACCGUCCUUGUUUUUGACUAACACUUCUGCACAUAUGUCAGCAAAAAAUAAAAAAAAAAAGGAUAGGAAAAAAGAAUAACGUACAUUCCUGUGUGUCUUUCUAUGGUGUGAGGAUGUGCGUUUUGGAUACAACCUUCUUGAAUGAGGGUCUACAAUAAAUAUUAGGUUUUUUUUUUCUUCUAUUUUAGGUUGAGCAGCUGUUGGAUGGUUUUGCAGCACAUUGCUGUAUUUAAAGUUCUACAAGACUGAUUGAAUGGGUGAAUUGUUAAAAUAUGUAAUCCCUUUAACAGAGCAUGUAAUAAAAUCUAUUUUUCUGCCCUA